Molecule: messenger RNA, 346 nt
Organism: Vombatus ursinus (common wombat)
Lineage: Eukaryota; Metazoa; Chordata; Mammalia; Diprotodontia; Vombatidae
Product: probable ATP-dependent DNA helicase HFM1
Exons: 3
Coding region: 38-307 (89 amino acids)
Source: RefSeq, a predicted model, not a curated record
UGUUCAUUUCCAAGAUUCCAUCAUUUCAGAGUUUCACAUGUCCUCCAAAGUGCCUCAACAGCCUGGAAACACAAAUACUAUUCAUUUUCAAGAAGGACAACAUCAGAAUCUUUCACCAGAAAUAGAACGGGUGCUACCUACCGUUUGGUUGGAGAAAGAAUCAAAUACUUCUCAUUCCAAUAAGAAAUGGGACUUUUUUGUUAGUAGCAAUGAUAGUAAAAAAGUAACUGAUCUCAGUGCACGUCAUUCUGGUGAUGAAGAGGAUGAAAUGAAGGCUUUUCUUGGGAUAUUUGAUGGGAUUUUCUAAAAGAAGCAAACAAGAUGCUGCGUGUAUUAUAUUGGUAUC